ACGGCUCUCCGCAACCGCCACUAAGGACACGUGCGCGCUCGCGACCUAACAAACCUGAGGAAUCACCAACGGUGUUAUCAACACAUUGUGUUUAAGCAUCUAAAGGUGAGGGAUUAUGUUCAGAGUCAAAGCCUUCUGCUUUGCACAGUCUCUUCACUUGGCUGCAGCUCGGGUGAAACUGGCUAAUAGGAAUUGGUCUAACUGGGCAAAGAAAAAUAUUGCUUGUGUGCAGAGCUACAGAACUGGCCAAAAGGCCACAGGCAGAACAGCGCUCAGUGCUUGCCAGGCCAAGAUCAUGGAAGAAAAAGAGCUGCCCAGUGUUUUGAUCUUUGAAAUAGGAGGUGCAUUUGGUGUCCUGGAAAGCCAUGUGGAGUUCCUCAAGAAACAUUUUGAUGUUAUCACCAUGAAGGAGUUUCACAACAGCAAGGAAGAACUGCGGGAAAAGAUCAAGGCAAUUUUUGUAUUUGAGUGCAGACCCCUCAUUGACCAACAGCUUCUUGAAAGCCUGCCCAGGUUAAAGGUGGUCGGAAACUCAGGGGUAGGAGUGAAUCAUUUGGAUUUGAAACUGAUUUCUAGCUUUGGAGUAAAAGUAACCAACACUCCACAUGCUGUCUCUGACUCCACAGCAGACAUUGGCAUGGCCUUAAUGCUGGCAUCUGCCAGAAGACUAGUGGAAGGUUGUUGUAUUGCAACAUCUCCAGCUACCACACAUUUUGCUGUUGACUGGCUAGGAGUAGAAGUCACUCGGGCCACUCUUGGCAUCAUUGGGAUGGGCAGCAUUGGAUAUAAAGUGGCCAAGAGGGCAAAAGCAUUUGACAUGAACAUUCUCUAUCACAACAGGAACCGUAGAAAAGAGGAAGAAGAACAAGCAGUUUGUGCCAUUUAUUGUAAAAACAUGGAAGACUUGCUGCAGCGGUCUGACUUUGUGAUGCUGGUUGUGAAUCUGACAUCUGAGACACAAAAACUCAUUGGGAAAAGGGAGCUAGAGCUGAUGAAACCCUCUGCUACUCUUAUCAACAUAUGUAGAGGUUCAGUAGUUGAUCAAGAUGCCUUGGUAGAAGCACUGCAAAAUGGGGUUAUUAGGGCUGCAGCUUUGGAUGUGACGUACCCUGAACCAUUGCCGAGAGAUCACUUGCUGUUGCAAUUGAAGAACGUCAUCAUAACUCCUCAUAUUGGAACUGCUACCGUGCAAGCCCUGCGUAUGAUGACAGAAGAAGCAGUAGAAAACAUACUGACUGUUCUCGCUGACCUUCCCGCUCCUAGUGAAGUGAUCCCCAAAUGAUUUAAUGGAGAAUAUGAAUAAUCAAUGACCGAUCAGCUAAAGGACAUUAACCUCUAAGUAACAAUGCAAUAUGCCAUCACUGUUUUCAUAUAAGUACUUUCAUAUUAUGACUAUUUUCUGUAAUUAUAAUAUUAAUUAAAAGAAAUAACGUUUGCUCCAAGGGUUCCUAGCACCAUGGGCUGGUUUUGGAUUUCUUCAGCCCUUUAUCUUUUCUUUUUAAGUAUUUUUAUUGUUUUUUUCAAAUUCAGCAACACAUUAGGGGUACCAAUCCUAUCGGCUGUGCCCUUGAUGAUCAUAAGCCCCUGAACCCAGAGGCUUAUGAGCAUCCUUUUCGGGGUGGGAGGAGUGGAGGAGGCAAUCGUCACCUCCCUGUCCUCCCACCCUGCAUUUUUUGCUAGAUGGGCUUUUUUGCCCUUGUAGCUGUGGCACUUGGGAGGGGGAGGGAAGGAGUCUGGGGAGGCCUUAGGAAACAUCCCCUUCUCGAAGAUUGAGUUCCCAACCUCAGAGAGUAGCUGGCGUGGUUCUUUCCACGCUGGCUGGGAGGGGGAUGGAGCUCCAGUUCCCCCCUUCAAGGUCAGAGUGCUGUUUCCAACCUCGAAUUGGGGAAUUCAAAAUAGUUCAUGGCCCCUCAAACACUGUCUAGCAGCAUAGGGUUGCUCCCCCCAUAACUUAACAAUGUGAAAUAUUAGUAAGAACAUACAGCUUUAUCUUGAUCAUUGUUACAUACAGUUGUGUUGCUUGUCUGAUCUCUUAUCUCUAUCAGCUUGUACUCUGUUAACCCAAUAAAUCUUUCCAUAAAAGAACAUGUGACUGUGGUGGCUGAUAGAGAGGAACCAGUACCUCAUGCAAUUUGGAAGCUGUACUUCUAAUAACGCAGCCCAAAAAAGCAUCUGCUUUUUUUGCAGCCACAUCACACCGUUGGCUCAUAUUCAGCCUAUGAUCUACAACAAUUCCAAGAUCUUUCUUACUUGCAGUAUUGCUAGCCAAGUAUCCCCCAUCUUGUAACUGUGCAUUUGGUUUCUUUUUCCUAGGUGUAGAACUUGGCAUUUAUCCCUAUUAAAUUUCAUUCUGUUGUUUUCAGUUCAGCGCUCCAGUCUAUCAAGAUCACUUUGAAGUUUGCUUCUAUCUUCCAGGGUAUUAGCGAUCCCACCCAAUUUUGUAUAGUCUGCAAAUUUGAUAAGCAUUCGUUGCACCUCCUUGUCCAAAUCAUUAACAAAAAUAUUGAAGAGCACUGGGCCCAGGACUGAGCCCUGUGGUACCCCACUCGUUACCCCCCCCAGUUUGAGAAGUUACCAUUGAUAAGCACUCUUUGAGUCCGAUUCUGUAGCCAAGUGUGGAUUCACAUAAUAGCUGUUCCAUCUAGCCCACUUUUAGUUAGUUUGUUAAUCAAAAUGUCAUGGGGCACAUUGUCAAAAGCUUUGCUGAAGUCAAGAUGUAUUAUGACUAAUGUAGCAUUCCCACAGACCACAAAGGAGGUUGCUGUUGUUGUUUAUUCGUUCAGUCGUUUCCGACCCUUCGUGACUUCAUGGACAAAGGACAAAGGAGGUUACCCGAUCAAAAAAUGAGAUCAGAUUAGUCUGACAGGUUUUGUUCUUCAUCAAGCUCUCAAAUGUCUUAUGUGAAGCAAAAAGUUGUAGCCUGUAAUGAUACAAUAUUUUAAAAUAGUAACCUGAUGUUUUCAAAUAUAACCUGGUUUGCUAACAUAUUUUACAGACAACUUGAAAGCAAAUGCAGCAGUACUGCAAACUAUUGUGCUACUUUGGAAUUAAAGAUUUUUCUUUCACCUGCUCUUCACUAUGUUUGCACAAUUCUGAGUAAUUUGUUAAUAUAGAAGCUAUCUAGACAAUUUCAUUAAGGUUAAAAUCCA
Messenger RNA from Elgaria multicarinata webbii, 3149 nucleotides. Its product is annotated as probable 2-ketogluconate reductase. The record is from RefSeq and is a predicted model, not a curated record. The coding region runs from base 116 to 1282 and encodes 388 amino acids. Gene Ontology annotation, molecular function: NAD binding; oxidoreductase activity, acting on the CH-OH group of donors, NAD or NADP as acceptor. The transcript has 7 exons. NCBI's taxonomy places the organism in Eukaryota, Metazoa, Chordata, Lepidosauria, Squamata, Anguidae.